Messenger RNA from Knipowitschia caucasica, 564 nucleotides. Lineage: Eukaryota; Metazoa; Chordata; Actinopteri; Gobiiformes; Gobiidae. The record is from the annotation of a GenBank genome assembly.
AUGGACAGACCGGGACAGACCCAUGGACAGACCGGGACAGACCCAUGGACAGUCCGGGACAGACCCAUGGACAGUCCGGGACAGACCCAUGGACAGUCCGGGACAGACCCAUGGACAGACCGGGACAGACCCAUGGACAGUCCGGGACAGACCCAUGGACAGACCGGGACAGACCCAUGGACAGUCCGGGACAGACCCAUGGACAGUCCGGGACAGACCCAUGGACAGUCCGGGACAGACCCAUGGACAGUCCGGGACAGACCCAUGGACAGACCGGGACAGACCCAUGGACAGUCCGGGACAGACCCAUGGACAGACCGGGACAGACCCAUGGACAGUCCGGGACAGACCCAUGGACAGUCCGGGACAGACCCAUGGACAGUCCGGGACAGACCCAUGGACAGUCCGGGACAGUCCGGGACAGUGGGAACAGAAACAGAGACUCACCAGGACCUCAGCUACAGACAGUCCUCCUCAAAGAAGUAUAAUAAUAAUAAUACUAUGGGUCUAUGCGAAAGUCCAGCUCCGGGGUCCGCCUCCAGCCUCGGACCUGCGCACUGCUGA